Molecule: messenger RNA, 939 nt
Organism: Cynocephalus volans (Philippine flying lemur)
Lineage: Eukaryota; Metazoa; Chordata; Mammalia; Dermoptera; Cynocephalidae
Product: olfactory receptor 6C2-like
Exons: 1
Coding region: 1-939 (312 amino acids)
Biological process (GO): G protein-coupled receptor signaling pathway
Cellular component (GO): membrane
Molecular function (GO): G protein-coupled receptor activity; olfactory receptor activity
Source: RefSeq, a predicted model, not a curated record
AUGAGAAACCAUACAAGGCUAACAACAUUCAUCCUACUGGGAUUAACAGAUGAUCCACAACUUCAACUUCUGAUAUUUAUCCUUCUGCUUGUCACUUACACAUUGAGUGUAACUGGAAAUCUGACCAUCAUCUCCCUCACCUUAGUGAAUUCUCAACUUAAAUCUGCCAUGUACUUUUUCCUCCAAAAUUUCUCCCUCUUAGAGAUCUCAUUCACUACAGUCUGUAUUCCCAGAUUCCUUUACAGCAUGUCUACUGGAGACAAGAUAAUUACUUAUAAUGCUUGUGCUAGUCAACUAUUUUUUAUUAUCCUUUUUGGGGCAACAGAAUUUUUUCUCCUGGCCAUCAUGUCCUAUGACCGCUAUGUGGCUAUCUGCAAACCCUUGCAUUAUGUGACCAUCAUGAGCAGCAGAAUCUGCAGAAGGUUUGUCCUCUGCUGUUGGGUUGGAGGUUUGUUAAUCAUAGUCCCUCCACUUAGCCUAGGCUUAAAUCUGGAGUUCUGUGACUCAAAUGUCAUUGAUCAUUUUCUCUGUGAUGCAUCUCCUAUCCUCAAGAUCUCUUGCUCAGACACAUGGUUCAUAGAGCAGAUGGUUAUAGCCUGUGCUGUGAUGACUUUCAUCAUGACCCUUGUGUGCGUAGUUCUUUCCUAUAUAUAUAUCAUCAAGACAAUCCUCAAAUUUCCCUCUGCCCAGCAAAGGAAAAAGGCUUUUUCCACCUGUUCUUCCCACAUGAUUGUUGUAUCCAUCACCUAUGGAAGCUGCAUCUUCAUUUACAUUAAACCUUCAGCAAAAGAAGAAGUGGACAUUAAUAAGGGUGUGUCAGUACUCACCACUUCCAUUGCCCCAAUGCUAAACCCAUUCAUAUAUACUUUAAGGAACAAGAAAGUGAAAAAAGCAUUCCAUGACUCAAUUAAAAGAAUGGCAUUUCUCUCAAAGAAAUAG